This is a messenger RNA of Tachysurus vachellii, 6246 nucleotides long. RefSeq lists its product as uncharacterized. Gene Ontology annotation, cellular component: axoneme. The coding region runs from base 211 to 6246 and encodes 2011 amino acids. The transcript is spliced from 4 exons. Gene Ontology annotation, biological process: intracellular signal transduction; retina development in camera-type eye; axoneme assembly. The record is from RefSeq and is a predicted model, not a curated record. NCBI's taxonomy places the organism in Eukaryota, Metazoa, Chordata, Actinopteri, Siluriformes, Bagridae.
GUAACCACAAAUAGUUAGAAGAAGAUCUAUACUAAUCACCGUAUAUUCAAGUAAAUAAGUAUAGAGAUGGCAAGGCAAUGUAGUAUUGUGUUUCUUGCCCAAAGCUCCUAAUUUUUCAGCAGUAAUGGCCCUUUUUGAACGAAAACAAUACUAAUUUAUUAUUGUGUGUGGCUUUUUUUUUGUUUGUUUGUUUUUUUAUAGUAGAUCUGCAUGACCAUGAAUACCCCUCUAAAUCAUGACCAAGAACAGCCAGAUGUUUUCUCAGGGAGCACACGGACACUGCCCUCCAGAUCUCUCCUCGCAUCCAGAGACUCAAAGACAGUUUGUUUUUACAAAAGUGGAGACCCGCAGUUUUCCGGGCACUGGGUCGUCAUCAACAGUCGUACGUUCAAGACGUUUGACGGCCUUUUGGAUGUCCUGUCAAGCAAAGUGCCUCUACCUUUUGGGGUACGCACCAUCACAACGCCCAAAGGUAGACGUUCCAUUCGGAGCUUAGACGAUCUGCGGCAUGGGGCGUCUUAUGUCUGCUCGGAUCAAAGAAAGGUCAAACCCCUGAACCUGGAUGAGAUCAAACGGAGACAUGUCCCCUGGAACAGCACCAGACCUACCAGCGCAGGACGUCAGGGACGCCGAGGACUGAUCCGGCAGCUGGUCAAGAAGAAUAACGUGGGCAGGAUGGCAAAAAUGGCAGAAAGUUCUGUGACAGUGAGGACACCAAAAAGGCUUGUGGUUUUUAAAAACAGGGAUCCCAGCACUAAGCACAUAGUUGUUUUGCAGAGGAGGACAGCUCCGACUUUUGAGGCGCUCUUGGAAUACCUAUCUCAAGUCAUGCAGUUUCCUGUGGUUAAGCUUUACACCUCUGAUGGCAGACGAGUUGAAGGUCUGACAGCCCUGAUCCUGUGCUCUGGUGUCAUAGUAGCAGCUGGUAAUGAACCCUUUCAGGCGGCUAACUUCAAUGCCCAAGCAUCUACAUCACACUCUCAACCCUCACACUCAGUCAUAUCUGAAUCCAUAGGGCCAACAAAGACACAGCCAUUGCCAAAAAUUCAACAAAAAACAAUACACAGCAGACCAAGGUCAAGAAAUUUCUCAUUAUCAUCAGAAAGAUAUUUUGUAAAUCAGAUCAAUGUGUCACUAAACGGAAGUCACUCCGAUGAGAAUGACGUGAAAAUAGGAUCAAAGGUGAAUGAGAACAAACAAUCACUAAAAUCAGAAGACAUGGAGAGAUGUGACUUUAUGUCUGGAAUAGAGGAAAAUGAUCGCUUGAUCGUACCUUCAGACGAUGAGAUUGAGAAAUCGUUUCGUGUGAAUCAGGACGGCAGCAUGACCGUAGAGAUGAAAGUGCGUCUUACUAUUAAGCAAGAGGAGAUGAUUCACUGGACCACUACAGUAAGUAGAGCCUGUGUUAAUAGCCAGGACAUAGCAGCUUUCUCACAACAAGUCUCAAGCUACAAUUCCCCAGAUAAUAAAGACAAUAAUAUUAACAGAACAGGAGAGUCCAAUAUAGAAAGCUAUGGAUCCAAAAAUGAGAAUACACAAAGUUGUAAACCAAACAAAUUAAAUAAGGAAGGAGAAAAUCACAGUGAAAGUGCCACCUCUGAGGCCUUGGAAAACCCCAAACCGCGUUUCAGGCGGAUGCCUACUCCAGGACCUAGGCGUGUCAGAAGGAAAGAAACAUCAGUAGAGAAUAUAAAGAGGCGAUCACAAACUGCGGUUCAGGAAAGCAGACUUGGUACAUACUCAUAUUUGGAGCACACAGCUGAAGGUGAACUGCUGGAAGGGUGCUGUGUUUUGAGUCAUAGCAGCUCUAACAGUACAAGACCUGUACCAAAGCCCAGGAAAAAAAAUCUGGGAGACACCAAACACAAGAAGACUCACUCCUCUGUCUCACUGAUGUCAGAGGAUCCUCAGCUGCACAACAAAGGAAAAGAGAUUACAGAGACUAAAAUGCAUAUUAGUCAUUCACAGGAUAAUUGGGAAAACUAUUUUGCAAAAACCUGGCACGAUGAGGAUCACAGGUAUGAAUUUUUGUCUCAAGAACACAAAAAGCCAGAUUCAACUGAAUCUUGGCCUCAAUCUUCAAGUAAUGAAUGGGACACUGAUCUUACCAAACUGUCUGCAAGUUCUGGUUCUGGACAUUCUAGAAACAAUGAACUUUUAUCCUUACUAUCUGGUCAGUCAGACCUUUCACAAACAAUAAGCACCUUCACUGACUAUGAAAAUCAAGCUAGGUGUGAAUCCUUAGACAAAGGAGCGGAGAUAUCCUCUAAAGACGACUCUGAAAAUGAAAGAGUUUUAGGUAAGAAGACAAAAAUUGCACAAAAAUCUCAAAGGUCAAAAAAACAUGUGCUCUUGAAAAGUACUGUUACUGACAAAAUGCAGAAAGGAAGUGUUCCAGACUUUUUGAAAGACCUAAAGAACAGUGAUUCUCUAGAAUCACAGAGCUGUAAAGAAAGUGACAGACAUUGGCAGAAGGUUAAAAAGAGAAAGAAAGGUCAGUUACCUCAGAAGGUAAACAUAAGCCAUAGUAACUUUGGUCGUAAUGACAUGCUAAGGCCUCACAUAAAGAAAAAAUUAGAUGUUAUCCCAUCAUCUCAUUCAGCACCUUUCAAAAUUCUGACAAAGCAACGGUCUGUGAAUGGCGGUAUAACAAAAUCUCCUAAAGAGUGCAAGGAGUUGAGUGAAAGUGUUUCUAUGCCAGUGCUCCAUUCAUCUCUAUGCAACGUGUGCCAAUAUGUGGAAAACUGGCUGGAAAAAAAUCACCCUGAAUCAGUGCCCUACAUGGAUGAGUUAAACCCACAUGAAUCUCGAGCUAGGUUCCAGAUUGAAAGUGAUUUCUCAGAUGUUUCAGAGAUGAGAAGUGAAUUAGACAAUGAAAAUGUGGUGGAGAAUUGUUCAUCUGUUGAAGGUUCUACUGUGCAGAAGCUAGAGUCUCAACGACUGCUGCAAAUUAGGUGUGGGGGAGAACCCGUGGAGACACAAAACCUGGGAAGAUUCUGUAAAUCAAUGCCAAGUGUGAGAACGCCCACUGCUGAACAGGAGCUUGGCACAAGAAAGAAUAAAUCUUCAGAGGACUUGCUUCCCAAAUUGCCAGAUGCUGAGAGUGAAACAUCACCAAACACACAGUUGAGCCCUAGAUCAGGAAUGAAACAUGUUUUGAAGCAGUUAUGUUUAUCUAUCAAGUAUAUCAUAAGAGCCUGUAGUCAUUCUCAUAUAUCAUCCUUGAAGACAACGAAGAAAUCCCAUAGCCUUCCUGACUUCUCAUCAUUGUUAGCCUCUGUUUUUGGCUCUACAUCUAAGACACUUCUCUCCUUCCUGACAGUGAUGACACUGAAAGAAGGAAUCGCCAAAUGUGCCAUUGAAGACUCAGAUUCUGCCAAUGCUAAUAAUUCAGGCAGCAAUCCAGAAGCUCUGCAUGUCAUGCAGUCCAUACAAAAAUUGGCCAGCAUAGAGGAUGAAGAAGAGCUUAAGGCCAGCCUGGAAAGUCUCCACAGCUCAAUUUCUGCUCAGUUAAAAGAGAGAUGGAGAGAUUUCCAAGGAAAUAAUGAUAUCAAAGAAAGUCCCCCAAUGUCACCAAGAUGGUCAGAGCAAGAGUUUGCCCUUGGGUUCAACUCAGGAGAGGAAGAUCAAGAUAGAGGGAAAGUUUUUGGUAUCAGAGAGGUAAUGGAUGAGCUUAAUAUGUGUGAGGACCUCCGCAGAGAGAUUUCUUCACUUUUUAGGAGUGAUAUGACAAAUUUUAAUGGAGCACAUCCCAAUGUGGAGCAUUCCGGUCAAGAAAACCAAACCACAAAUGUUUUUUCUUGUAAGAAUGAGAAUGCCAUAAGAAAAAAGGAUAUAAAGGGGUUCUUAGAGGAAGAAAGAAAAUGUUUUGAGGAGAGAGUAAGUGAAUAUGAUAUUACAAAUACUAAGCCUGCAGAGUUAUUCAAAGUAUCUGAAGAAAUUCCCUUGCUCGAAUCAAGUUCCCUAGAUAUGGAGAAAUCAGGCCGAGGGAAAAAUGUCCAAAUUGAAGAUAUGACUAACCAAGAAGGAAUAUUUGCGCAUAUAACUGAAAUUGUGGAUGAUGUUAAAACAAACCAGGAAAGGUAUGUAGAUAACGAACCGAGCAAAGAAGAUCUAUGUGAGGUCAAACAGGACAUGAAGGACAAUGUCCAAAUUAUUGAAGAAAAAUACACAGAGGAUGAGAUAAGACUGGAUGAUGAGGUUCAGACUCUAGAUUACAAUCCAAGUAAUCUAGAAGAUAAAGUAGAAUGGCAAGAAUGUGUAAGUUGUAUGCAAUCUGAAUCUGAACUGCUUUCUACUACUUCAGAAAUAGUGGCAAUUUCUGAGGCAAUUGAUGAGACCUUCAGUAGAACGGGAGAUUGUACAGAUAGUUUAAUAGGAUGUAGCAUGAAUUCAAAGGAAGAAGACACCUAUUAUGAAACCAGAGAACAUGCUGAACAGCUGAAUACAACAUCCAUGGCUUCAGAAACAGAGACUGUAGUAGAGCACCACCCAAACAAUGGCACAAUCCAAACAAAAAAGAAGAAUGCAAUACACAAAACUGUUAAAUCAGAAGCAUCCAACUCAAGUGUAGAUGAAGCUGAUCUACACAGUAAUGAUGAUUCUGGCUCAGAGGAAGUUGAGAGCAACUAUGAUCAUAAAGGAUCAAUGUGUAGCACUUCAGAAUGUGAAAAGCUACCUGGCAAACCACACCAUUCUUCUGUGUCUGAUCAACACGAUGAACACUCUGACAACUACAAGUCAGAAUCUUGCACAUGGCAAGAAUCUGAAACUGAACAUGAUCUUCAAAAGUCAGAAGAGGAACAGGCUCACAGUCUUAAUGAAAAUGAUGAAGAAGCAGAUGAGGAUGAAGAUUCUAAUCUUCCAAACUCUCCUCUGCAUCAGGAAGGCGAAUAUUCAGACCACUUCGGUUCAGUGUCUUCUAAAAGUCAAGAAGCGUUAGCUGAACUUGACUUCCAGACACCGGAUGAAGAGAAAGUGGAGGAAAAAAACAAACAUGAAGACAAGCAGGGCAAUGCAGUAGAUACUGAAAAAGUCUUAGAUACUCAGUCACAACAGUGCUUCUUGGAAGAUCCACCAAACCACCAAGAUUUUCUGACAGGGAAAUCAUGCAAAAUUGAGGACAAACACAAAGCCCAGUCUGAUUCUGUAGGAUUAGAAGAAGCGGAUAUGGAUCAUGAAUGCCACUGUGUGCAUCCUACAGUGUUCCCUCAGCAGCUGUUGGAUUUUGUCAACUUAGCACUGAUGUCCUCUGCUCUGAUUUUCACAUAUGAUUCAAAUGGCUUUCUACGUAUUGAACCAGACAGAUGCAAAAACAGACGAAUGACUUUAUCUAAAAGCAAUGUGGACGAUCAAUAUACUAGGAGAUGUCUUCCUAGCCCCAACACAUCUGACCUUUCCGAUUACAGGCCUGAUACAUCAGACAGUGGAGGAGACCUGUCACAGGUUUCUACAGAUCUUUUUACAAGUGGAGAUGAAGAGGCAGAGAAGUUGUUCAUUUACCAAGGCAACAUGAAUCAAAGCUCUAAGAACAUCAACAGAAAAAGUUUUAACAGUCGUAGAUCUUUUCCUGACCCCAUGGUUAACAGAACCGUGCAGGACCCAGUCUACUGCAACUCUUCAGACUCUAAUGGGAAUUCUGAGCUUGCACAAUGUCUAGCCUUUCAUACAAAGACUGACUCUGAGGAAGGAAUCCUGAUAGAUAAGGGCAGGUGGCUUCUUAAGGAAAAUCACCUCAUUCGUAAAUCUCCUCCUGUUUCAAUGGGAAUGUAUGAAAAUGUAGAUACGUCUUCAGUUGACACAGGUCACACCAGUGAGGACGCUCCCUACAUACCUUAUGGAACACAACCAUCCCGACUAGCUGUCAUAUCCUCUUCUGAAAUGGAAGAUAUGGCCAAGCCUUCAACACCCAAGUGUACAUAUUUCAACAUGGCCCACGGUAGUGACUCUGACCCUUUCCUGGAUAAUCAGAGCAUUACCAGUAACAAAGGAAGAGGUUUCACUCGAAAAAACAAGGAAGUAUCACCAAUGGGAGAAACAGCGAAAACGUGUACACAGAAAAAUGGAAGUCUGCCCUCUUUUUCAUCUGUAGAGUUUAAACUGGCAUCUGGGAAAGUCCAUCCAGCAGACAGCAUGGCAUCUAAUGUAGUGGAGAAAUCCCAUAGCUUAAGCUGCAACACACCACAUGAAGAAGAGUCAGUAGAGCGUCUGAGUCUUAGAUGUGGACAGCAUUGCCCAAUACUGUAA